AUGGCAGAUUGCGUAGCAGUUUCUUCACCUUCAUUUGCCAAUUUGCAUUUGCGGAGAAGCUGUGUCAAAGCUAGGGCUUCACAAACAAAGUAUUCCUAUGGAAACUUUAAAGUUAUCCAGCUCUCUACACGGAAAACAUGCGAUUCUGGGCUCUCAAAUUUGAAAGCAAGUCCUGUUAUCAGGAGGACUUCCUUAAAGCGCCGUUGCUUUGGAUCUUUGGUCGACCCUAAUGGUGCAGUGCCAUCUGCUUGGAUUUCUGUCAGUGAUCAGUUACUUCUGAUGGCUAGUAUAUUUCUUACAUAUAUGGCUGGAGUAAUUCCUCUCCGCAACUCUGAUUUCACUACUCGGAAGAAUUUCUUGGAGGACAAUGUGGUCGUUGAAACCCCAACUUCUUCUGGUAGUUAUAGGAAGAAAGAUGACCACGUUAAUUUAAAGCAUGCUUGGGAUGCAGUGAAGAAAAAACUUUUGGAUUCUCUAGAUUCUAUGGAACGCAAGAGCAACAUGGGAAACAAAGUCCUUCAAUUUGAGCAACAGCAUACAAAGCGACCUUUAAGUUUGUUUGCUGUAUCAGAGGGCCCAAAGUUGCGAUUGCUGUGGGCUUCUUUGCAGAGGCUUGAGGAAGAGGCAGGCACCGUAAAUAAAGUAUUUGCUGAUUGUGAUGCUGUUAGCAUGGAUGAUUGGCUGACAAUAUUUCCUGAAAUUAUUCAAAAAUCCUGCCACCCCGUAUGCAUGGCUUGGCUGGUAGAGGAGCUUCACCUAGAAAACAAGAAGUCUGACAUGGCGCUUGUUUCUUUGAUGUUCGAGAAGUUGAAGGGAGAUGAUAUUGUUUUGCAGAAUAUUAGAAAGUCAGGCAAAGAAGAUCUUUAUGCAGAAUUAUUAUACUUUCUUAGAUUUGGUUCUCUCAGGAAGAGCUGCUGUUAUGAUUGUAGACUGUUUGUUUUGCAUGGAGAUUCCAUAUUGGAAGAUUUGGUGAUAACUUUAGCAGAUGGGAUUGCUAGUGUUUAUCUGGAGCUUAUUUCUGUUGAUGGUAAUUUAUCAAAUGAAAUGAACAGCCUGGAUAUGUUUAUGUGUAAUUUGUCAACCCGAGCACUCCAGAGAUUACGCAAUGAGGUGGCUCUGAAUCAGUGGAUGUAUCAAAAUGUGGAGGCAGUUGUAUCAAUGUAUGAGGACCGAUUUGAUCUGUGUACUCUUCAAUUGAAAGUGAGUGAAGAACCCAGCGAGAAUCAGAUUGAAAAUCAUACUUGGUGGAAGAAGCUUACUCUGAGAAAAUCUGGAAUGGUGCGAUCUUCAUGUUUCAGUGCUAUAAGCCACUUCUCUAUGUCUGUAAAGCGGACAAAGGAAUUGAGAGCCUUGACAGGGUGGAGAUACUACUUCAGUUUAUACCUUGAGUUAUCUGACAUUAUGAUGCCAUUGGUUAGAGCUGUUAUUGACAAAGUCAGCAAUGCCAUUUCAUUCUUCCUAGUAACCUUGAUAGGUAGGUCAUUAGGACUCAUCUGCACUGGAAUUAGGCAGUCCCUGCGAUGGAAGUAA
Molecule: messenger RNA, 1530 nt
Organism: Dovyalis caffra
Lineage: Eukaryota; Viridiplantae; Streptophyta; Magnoliopsida; Malpighiales; Salicaceae
Source: the annotation of a GenBank genome assembly